AUGUACACAUCGUCUUAUUUAACAUAUUCUUCAAUUGGUUCAACAAUUCAUCGUAAAUGCAUUAUUGCAAUUAAACAUAAGGUUCCCCUACUUAUCUCAUCAUAUACCCAUAAACAUCCUUCUUAUUUGACUUACUCUUCCCGCUUAAUUUCCACUUCUAAAAGAAUCAAUUCGAAUAAUGAUCAAAAUAAAAAUCCAUUAACCCCGAAGCAGAAACAACUCAUUGAUUGUAUGAUCAGAAUCGAUCAAGCCGGUGAAAUUGGCGCAAACUACAUUUAUAAAGGUCAGUUGGCAGUGCUGGGAAGCGAUGAAAAAAUUAGUCCCGUCAUUAAGGAAAUGUGGGAACAAGAAAAGUUGCACCUUAAAACUUUUGAUGAAAUCAUGCCACGUUUUAGAGUUAGGCCCACGAUUUUACGUCCAAUAUGGGAAGCUUUAGGGUUCAUUCUUGGAGCUGGUACCGCUAUGAUGGGUAAAGAAGCUGCUAUGGCUUGCACAGAAGCUGUAGAAACUACGAUUGGAGAACAUUACAACGAUCAAUUGCGGGAUCUAUUAAGCAUCGAACACGAAGAUAUUGAUGAAUUGAGAAAGAUCAUUAAACAAUUUCGUGAUGAUGAAUUACAACAUUUGGAUACUGCGGUAGACUUGGAUGCAAAGAAGGCACCAUUUUAUGGUCCUUUGACAGCGAUAAUACAUCAUGGUUGCAAGGCAGCGAUUUGGAUAACUGGUAGAUUCUAA
Funneliformis mosseae is the source of this 735-nucleotide messenger RNA. The record is from the annotation of a GenBank genome assembly. NCBI's taxonomy places the organism in Eukaryota, Fungi, Glomeromycota, Glomeromycetes, Glomerales, Glomeraceae.